UCCAAAGUUCAGUUAGAAAGUGAAAUAUUCUGAAAGUUAGUGAAGAUUUUAUCAUCAAGUUUCAUGGGCCUUCCACUCCAUCCUAUUAUCCAGCUCCUCAUGCUUCCCCUCUGGGUACAAGGAUCAGGUUAUCUACAUAGGAUAAAACACAAUAAUAAUGAGACAGCUGUAUUGGGAGAAAAUGUGACAAUUUUCUGCAAUUUAACAACUCCAGCAGAUGUUAUGCAAAUUACCUGGCAGAAGAUCCAAGAUUCUUUGCCGCAAAAUAUUGGCACAUAUAGCAGUAAAUAUGGAGAAAAGAUUCUUCCCCCAUAUACAGAUCGGCUGCACUGUGAGGCCAUUGAACCCAAUUCCUCCUUCAUUACUAUCCGUGAAGUGACAUUUGAAGAUGAAGCCUGCUACAAAUGUCUAUUCAAUGUAUUCCCACAUGGAAGCCACGGAGGACAAAUCUGCCUUAACAUUAUAACUGUAUCUGAAUUAAGAACUGAACUGCAGUCCAAUCUUGACUCUGAAGAUUUUCUUAGAUUUACUUACUCAGCUGUGGGAAAACCUGCUCCUCAAAUAUCUCUGUUCCCAUUACAAAUCUUGAUGAAUCCACCAGAGGAAUCCCUUGCUCUGAACCCCAAUGGCACAGUUACUAUCACUAAAAUGUACAACGUCUCCUUGGAGACUGUGAGGUCCUUAGGAAUCCAACACCUGAUUGUGCACAUGGAUCAUCCUCUAAGGAAUGAAGAGAAGAUCAUUCCUCUGUCAGUCAAACAAGAAUGUACUGCUGGUUUUUCUUAUAAUUGGCUGCCUAAAGUUGGUGCAUUCAUCACUGUUCUAUGUAGUUCAUUUAUCAUCAUCUGUAUUGUUCAGAGAAAGAAAAAGUUUGAGAAUGGGAGUGAAACCACAUGUCAGCUGAAACAGCCUGACAUGGGCGCACUAAUGGACCACACACCCUAAUGGACACAGAUCCGAGGACUCUGGAACUUGUCAGAAAAAGAAGAAUCCUCAUCCUCAAUGCAAAUGGAAGAAGAAGAUUUUUCUCUCACAGGAAAGAAAAAACCCAGUCACAUCCUGAAAGGAGAGCUCAUUCCAACAUUGAUGGUUUAAAUAUAUACUUUGUUUCUGAAUAAAAGUAAAUAUACAUUUA
Messenger RNA from Phacochoerus africanus (Common warthog), 1135 nucleotides. Its product is annotated as OX-2 membrane glycoprotein-like. Gene Ontology annotation, biological process: regulation of immune response; negative regulation of macrophage activation. The transcript has 6 exons. Lineage: Eukaryota; Metazoa; Chordata; Mammalia; Artiodactyla; Suidae. The coding region runs from base 64 to 945 and encodes 293 amino acids. Gene Ontology annotation, molecular function: cell-cell adhesion mediator activity. The record is from RefSeq and is a predicted model, not a curated record.